AUGGAAGAGGACCUUUCAGACCUCCUCGACACCCACCAGGACCGACCGACCGAAGUCAGACGUCGAGACCAGGUCAAGAUCAUCACCACUCCCUGGACCGGAACACAGACACUGCGAACAGCACGCGUAACAGUCGAAGCGGGAGUAAAAAGGUUUCACUUUAGGGCAUCGAGGACAUAG
Penicillium antarcticum is the source of this 180-nucleotide messenger RNA. Its product is annotated as Nucleic acid-binding OB-fold. The transcript has a single exon. Lineage: Eukaryota; Fungi; Ascomycota; Eurotiomycetes; Eurotiales; Aspergillaceae. The record is from RefSeq and is a predicted model, not a curated record. Bases 1 to 180 code for a protein of 59 amino acids.